AUGUGUGGCCGCACCGCAUGCACUCUUGCACCAGAUGAUGUGAGUAGAGCGUGUUCGUAUAAGGACAAGCAAGGCAAACGAAAAUGCCCUCAGUGGCGAGAUGGUGACAAUCAAAAAUACCAGCCAUCAUAUAACAAGACUCCCCAAUCCACCAGCCCUGUCCUCUUGUCUUUAAAGCAUUUUCAAAAGGUAAAAAUGAGUAGGAGAUGUGUCCGCUCAAUGAGAGCUUCCAGCAAACAGUUUGACUAAGUACAUUAGGGGGGAGUGGGGUACAUGGUUAUGUGGUUAUGGUUCUUGAAGUGUUACUUCAAGUCCCAUUUUUCCCAAAUUCAAAAAAUAUUUGCAUAAGUCUUUGACAGCAACCUAGAAUAUCUCAUCUAGUCCUCCUUUCCUGCGAGUUCUACUUUGUAAUAAAAAAUUCUCAAACAUCUACUCACAGAGGCAAAAGCAUUGAUCCUUCUACUUUGAAUCCACUAGCUUAUGAGUGACUAGACUGAGUAGGAAAAACGUGGUCCACAAAACGCAUAUCAUCAUCAUUAUGGUAGCUUAAAUGUUCUACUGGGAUCAGUUGCUAGAAUUUGACAUUAACUUUUGACAGUUAGGCGCACCAAAAGUUACAUGCUUUUUAUGUUAGAAAUGUUAGACCAAUCAUUAUGGCAGUUUGCCGACUAUGACUGUUGUUUUGAUGUGCUCCAACUCUACUUCAUGCUGUGUUUCCUUUUCUUUUUACCCUUUCUCCUCCUUUUUCUGUGUGCAGAUGCAUGUUUCAUACCAAACAUUUUGCAUUUUGUUACAGUGUAAACAUUGACUUAAAAGAUCUUGUGAAUGUGCCAUCUUCUUGCUCGUGUGUGAGAAGAUUUGCAGAGCAUCUUACGGGAUCUUCUAUAGAUUCCCAUUUGGUACUUCUGUGUGAGAGUACAAAGGUGAUGUGAAUCAUCGCAGCUUGAUAUUGAAGGGGAUUUUUGCAAAAAUUGUAGGAACCCAACCGAUGACAAGCAAGUUUAACAGUAAAUACAACAGCAGUUUUUUUUUUUGUGAGUACAGUAGUUGAGUCAUCUAAAAACUGAUACUAACUCUAGGUGGUAACCCACAAGGGCCAUAUGUGUUGAUCAUCUGGCUCAGUCAACUGUAUCAAGAGUAGUUGACUUCAUAUCAGAUAAGUUUAGUACGUUCAAACACCAAAUCUGCAAUCAUACAUUUUGAUAUAUAAAGCAUUCUUCUGAAUUUUAUUUAGUUGUGGUGUUUUAUUUAUUUUUUUAUUUGCUUGAUGUACAGAUGUAUAGGUUUUUUUUUUCCUUUGCAAAAAGGCUAAACUUGAUUAACGCAUAUCUCUUUUCAGCUAUAUAAUAUAGUUACACAUUUUCUCCUACUAUGCUAAGACUCAUAGCAUGAAAUAUAUAUUUGAUUUAAUUUUAACCAUGGUAUUCACUUUCCCCUUAGAAUUGAAUAGUGUCCACUGACAUGGAUACCAUGCAUUCAGAAGCGACAUCACAUUGACUUGUAAAAUGUUAAUAAAGAAUGCAAGUGAUUAGAGGCGCCAGCAUUUUUCACUUUUACAGGGACUUAGGGAGGAGAAUGUGUGAAAAUAAACAUGUUCUAUGUAUAUAUUAAAUAAUGGAAAAGCAAUAUUCAGGGAGAGUUAAGAUGGAGGGGAUGGGGGAAGGAUUGGUCUGCACUGUUGUAAUAUCAAGAUACAGUGACUAUCGUUGUUCGAUGUAUGCCUACCACAGAGACCCCAAAAUAUACUAUUUAUAACUGUUAUUGCCACACCUCUUGGGUUUGUGAUAAUGGUGCUCUAGUGCUUUAGAAUGUAAAUCUAAUCCACUGUCAGCCCAGUAAAAAGGUUCCAUUUAUAACUUUAUAAACCCAUACUUGUGACUACAGGAGUACAGCUGUGCCUUUGUUUACUCACUGAUAUCUCACAUGGAAACAGAGGAGAUGGGGGCAACAGCAAGGUUAUAGCAUCCUAGAGUACUACUAAAGAAAAGACUGCAAGCUCUUCUGGACAGAUAUAUCAAAGUUUGUUUCUUUUCUGUUAGGAUGCUGACUCUUCAGAGCGAGUUCUCGCUGCAAUGCGAUGGGGACUUAUACCGUCCUGGUUCAAUGAAGCAGACCCAUCCAAAAUGCAAUACAGUACGAACAACUGCAGGAGCGACACAAUGACGGAUAAAGUCUUGUACAAGGUAAUUUUAUUAUAGAUAUUUAUAUUUGGCUCUUACAUGUUAGUAAACCAAACCUAUGUUUGUUUGUUUUUUAAAGGAAAAUUAAAGGAACACUCUGGCCUCCUAAACAUGAUAAACGUUUAUAUGCAUUGGCCUACACACGCACAUCGUUACACUAUUGUAACAUAUAAUACCACCUUGUGCUUAAAAUAACAAAAACCUUUAAACCUAUCUCACACAUUACUAGCUUAUACUUAGUUUGGUAAAAUAUGAUAAAAUGGCCUUUUCUGAAAGUAUUGAUUUAAACACCUGUUUUACAAUGUACUCUUUGUACACUGUCUACAUUCACACUGGCAAUGCUGCAACUUUGCUUUCCUGGGUUGGCUUACUGAUCACUAUGCUUCAUCUGUGCCUUAUGGGAAUAGUGCAGUGAUACCUGGCGUGGCCCUGCAACUUUUGGGUUUAAUGCCCUGAUACUUGGCUGGACUACAUAGAUGGCUGGUUAGUCUGCUUCUACGUUGAAUGAAUGGACAAAACUGGAGAAUUUUCAUGUAACCUCUAUUAAUAAGAGCAUUUCUUUCCACCAUAAAGGAAAUCUUGAAAGGGAGUUUACCCCUCUUUUAUAGGUUUCAUUGGAUUACGUUUUCUAGAGCAUUAUGGUAAUUUAUAGUAAAGAUUUAACGGGAGAGACCGCAUUGGGUUUCCCUGUAAUAACUGGUGCCAUCUUACUUCCCUUAGGCUCCUCUAUUUAAAGGAAAACGUUGUGUGGUACUCGCAGAUGGAUUCUAUGAGUGGCAGAGACAGAAUGGAGAAAAGCAGCCUUAUUACAUAUACUUUCCUCAGAUCAAAGCAGAGCAGGUACCAAUUCAAUUUUCCUGUUUGAAAGUUAGCUUGGCUAAUGGUUUAGUUAUAUAUUUGUUUUGCGCUUGGCCUUGGCAUAACAAAGAUUCGUAAACUACAUUAUUUUCAUACUUUUGUCUUAAUUCUGUUCAUGAUUUUAUGGUCUCCUGACACACAGGAUGGGUUGUGCUGGGACGGCUGGAGACUGCUGACUAUGGCUGGACUCUUUGAUUGUUGGGAAGCACCCAAUGGAGAAUUGUUGUAUUCCUACACCAUAAUCACAGUGGAUUCUUCCAAAAGCAUGAACUGGAUACAUGAUCGGCAAGUAACUAUUUAAGUAUGGGGGAUGAAGAUUUAUUAGUGACAUCUAAUCAAAAUAGUUAUAUAUUGUAUGUCAUUUUCUUAAAUUUUAAGAAUAAAAAGAACCCAUCCAAGCAAAUAAUUGUCUUGGUAGGAGUAUGAAUCACGCACUUUUGGUUUGGCUGUGUCAUAUUUAAAACUGCUCCAGUGUUAUUCAAUAAAAUGAGAAUUCAUGGUGAACUUCUAAUUUACGGUCAAACAAGCCGUACUGGAAAAACUAUCUAGUCAAGCUUUCAGUUUGACUACUCUGGCCUUAAAUUUUAAAUUCAUUUAGAAUUCUCACUUUUGUAAAGGACCCUGCUGAUUUCUAUUAUGUUUGUACAACUAUAAUAGUAGUGAGAACUGCCAUGUUUUCUAUUUUUGAGUUUUGCUCAUCCGGAAACUUUCACCAUCACAGAGGUUUUGAAAGCAUGCUUCCUUAGCAAAUGUUGUACGCUAUACCCUCUAACACUUCUACUAGUGAAAGUGAAUGAUGACCCCAAGUAAUUUCUAUAGUCUUUUCUCUGUUCCGCUGGUAAGGUUUAAAGGUUAAAUCAGAGUUGGACAGAAUUUUUCUGUUUGAUUCACUGUUUGUUCAAGCAGAACCUGAUAGUUCCUCCACAAACCAAGCAGUCUUCAAUGCAUGAACUGCCAGGAGGUUUCACUUCCUUCCUAUGUACUAUUAUUUUAUUUCAUUGUCGUUCAGAUUUAAAUAUGGGAACAGCUGUUAUGUGGUUUGGUGUAUAGUAUUUGGCCUUAGAAACUGACUGUGUUUGAAUCAAACAUAUGCAGAUGAAAAGCAUGAUUGGCUUAAAAUCUCAAUUUAAAAUUUUUUUUUUCCCUCUUCAUUUUUGUAUAAGAAAAUCUGCUGAUUCUACUAGCCCCUCUUUCUGACAACGCAGGAAGACUUAUUCAUCAUGUUAAUUUGCCUUCAGUGGCACCCUCCUUUUUCAUAUAACUAAUUAAAUGUAAAAGUGGUAAUAUUUCACCCAGACCACUUUAUCUCAAUUAAAUGGUCUGGGCGCAGUGGUCCUGUCCUUUUUAGCCCUGCAAUGUAAAAUAUUUUUGUAGAAGCUGCAAUGUUUACUUUGCAGGGUUAAGUCCACAUCUAGUAGCUGCCAUACUGACAGCCAUAAGAGGCGCUUCAUAAUUUUACGUGUGGUGGAGGUACCCCCAUAGGAGAGGAUUGAUUCUAUAGUUUCCUAUGGGGCAACUUGCAUAUGCGUAAGAUCCCCAUUACUCCUCUAUGAGAAGCAAAUAAACGUACCAUUGUGGAGGAAGCCAUGCCUCCUUUGUGGUGUCGCUGGAGAUGAAGAGGCAAACAGCGCAGAGGGAAUCAGAAUAGAUCUAGGGUCAGGGCAACUAAAGCAUUAGGUGUACAGGUUUGUAUUCCUUAUGCUAUAGCUUUUAACUUUAUGCAUAAAUCAAUAUUCUAGAUAUGCCAGGUCUAUGAAGAGACUCGUUGAUUAUUACUUCUUUAUACAUCUUAAAUUCAUGUUACUUAAGAGAAGUUGUGAAACUGAUGUUCUUGUGAACUUUAUCUCAUGGGCUGCAGAGCAAGAGGUCGGUCAUUAGAAAUUGUAAAACCAUUCUUAAACGAUUUCACUACUUAUACUGCGAGGGCAGCAGGACUUUUCUGGCACCAUAACCUCUACAGGGGCUGUAAUGGUUAUGGUGCUUGGAAAGGUUGUAUUUUAUAUACAGUGUGUGGAAAAACUAGAGCUUAUUCAUCAUAGAACAGACUUAUUACAUUUUAUUCAAAUAUAGCAGACUUAGAAUAAUACUCCGACUCCAUAGUCACAGCUUGGCUAUUGUAGCCUAACUUUAGUAAUUAGUUUUUUGUUUCACUACACUAUAGAGAAUCUACACUGUAUAUUGAGACACUUCUUGAAGGCUUAUUAAACUCUAAAGAUAUGGAUUCUAUUCUCUACAGCAGGCGUCUUAAAUCUAAAGAAAAAUUAUUUAUGUGCUUGUGUGAUGCUGCUUUUAUAGAGAAUUCUUGUAAUUAAUAAAUUUAUAUUUAUCAAACAUAUUUUUAUCCCUGCUCUCAGAAUGCCUGCUAUUUUGGAUACUGAUGAGGCUAUUCAGAAGUGGCUGGAUUUUGCUGAAGUACCAACUCAAGAAGCCCUGAAACUUAUUUAUCCAAUUGAAAAUGUCACCUGCCACCCAGUGUCGCCUAUCGUGAACAAUUCCCGUAACAAUGUCCCAGAGUGCAUUUCACCUAUUAUUUUAAACCAAAAAAAGGUAGUGAUUUUUUUUUUAAAAAAACAUAUAAUUAAAGCAGUAACGGUUGUUGCGCGUUAAAAAAUGCCUGUGUAUAUUUCUCACACUUCAAGAAACUGUCAUGCAAAUACCUCCUAACUUUCAACUUAAUGCCCAGCUGCCUUAGCUGCAAUAAAAAAACUUCAUAUUUUAUAUUACAUUAUCAACAAUUUUACUUUUAAAUGUUUACGUUUUGUGCUUGACAAACCACUGUCAAAAAUUAUUUAUUUCAUGCUUUGGUGUUUUUAACAUGCAUAUUUGGUUUUCACUUUGAAUUUCACAAGAUGUCUGUGUCCCACAACUGUGGAAAACCUGUGAUUAGUAUAUAUGUUUUACUUCAUCUAAGUACAACAAUACCACACAUGUAUACCUAACAGACAUGCCCAUUUUCUUACUUCCAUGAGAUGAUAUGUGGGGAAGUGACUAACUGUGCCACCAUAGUUUACAGCAUCAAUGUUGGCCUCAUUUCUAACCUUAACUCCACCCUCUAAGCACCAAAACAACUUUAGCUUAAUUAAGCAGUAUUGGUGUAUAGACUUCCUCUGCAGUUUCCCUGCUCAGUUCUCUGCUAUUAAAGAGUUCUAAUUCUUACAUUUUCUUUAUUUUUUCGGCUCUGCUAAUAGCCUGUAGGAUCUUCUUGUGUGUCAUUAAAGAUCAAUUAACAGAGUAGAUACAAAGUACUGUAAGAUCUGGCUGAAAAUUAAGCCAUUUUUUUUUUCAAGCAGACUGUGAGCGUCACGGGAGGUGUGGCUAGGGCAGUAUAAACAGAAACAAAAGUGAUAUAACUCCUAAAUAGCAGAGUACUGAGCAUUCAGAUUAUAGGAGUAUUAUCUGUACACCUAAGCGGCUUCAUUAAGAUAAAGUUGUUUUGGUGCCCUGACCAUCCCUGUACCCUUAAGUUAACCCUAAAUCUAAUGCAGAGGGAUAUAAUUGCUGACAUCGGCGGAUGGAUUUUCUCUGCUUACACAGAACAGUAGGUCCUGUACUGUGUGAUUGCAGCAUGGGAGGGAGAUCUAUCUCUCAUGCUGCAGAUUAAUGCUGUCCCUAUCAGUCGCCCAGUGACUAGUGCUGGACAGGAUAAACAACCCAGCUAUCAUCAUUGUUGGCAGAGAAACAUGAAUAUAGACCCAGUCGGGCUCUUUUCAGAGCCCAUGUGUCAUCCUCUCUCUGUGAGAUCUCUGGAUUCUGAAGGAAUUAUGGUAGCUUAAUGCAGUCAUUGGCCAUAGUGAUUUUAAAGGGCUGUGUGUCCUUGCUCUCUUUGAGAACUACACUCAGCUCAUCAGGUAGUGUUGGGACCCCAGCUUGGAGCCCCAGGUGACAAAGGAUACCUGGGUCUUCCAGUGUGUCAACAGGGAUCUGGACCUGCUGGCACCUUAAAUGAACAUUCAAAAUACCUAAAGCAUUUUAGCUUGCUGAUGUUUCAAUUUCAAUUGAAAUUGGCGUUUUUAUGAAUUAACUUUGUCCCAACCCCCUGGCUAUCAAUAAGACAACAGGUCCUGUUACUUCCUGGUUCUUUAGCUUGGUUAAGCUAAACUCCAGAGGCAUGCAAUUACUCAAAGCACGUGCCUUGCUACAUUGGAAAGUGUGUAAUUAGACAGCAAAGCAGGCUGGGGAAAAAAGGGGAGGGCAUGCAAAGGCUGCAGACGAGAGUCUGCAGCUUUUGCAAGUUGUUUUUAGAUAGAUAUAUGCCUAAAAUGUACACAAUUCACAAUUGAGGGUAUAUGUACUAAAUAUUGAUAUUUAUUUAACAUGAUAAUAAUGAAGUUAUUGUUAUCCAUGACUACUGUAUGAAUGUGUUGGCCGCUUUUCAAUAUUGUUUGUGCUUUCUUCUCCAUCUCCAGGAACCUACAUUAAGUGCCAGUGGUAAAAAAAUGUUGGAAUGGUUGCAAAAUAAAUCUCCAAAGAAGGAACAAUCCAGCAUUUUUAAAUCCUCUCCCAAGCUCUCUAAAUUUGCCACAUCGCCCAAAAAAACUAGUGCAAGUUUAAUGCACCAGUGGUUAAAAAAAGAUGAUGAUGCUCCAUCUCCAAAAAGACCAAAGAAAUGA
Pelobates cultripes (western spadefoot toad) is the source of this 7648-nucleotide messenger RNA. NCBI's taxonomy places the organism in Eukaryota, Metazoa, Chordata, Amphibia, Anura, Pelobatidae. The record is from the annotation of a GenBank genome assembly.